This is a messenger RNA of Schistosoma turkestanicum, 1473 nucleotides long. Lineage: Eukaryota; Metazoa; Platyhelminthes; Trematoda; Strigeidida; Schistosomatidae. The record is from the annotation of a GenBank genome assembly.
AUGUGUUUUACAUGUCUGUCCAGUGAUGCAGAUAUUGCUGAACAUAUUGAUCGACAAAAUACCAUAACUUUUUGCCCGAAAUGCGAGCGUUAUUUAAACCCACCAUCGAACUGGGUUUCUGCCGAGCCGGAGUCACCAGAGUUGCUUUCGUUAUGCAUCAAGAAGAUUCGUGGAAUUAAGAAGGGUUUGGACGUUCGAAGCGCUAGGUUUAUCUGGACGGAGCCUCAUAGUAGAAGAAUAUCUAUAGAGGUAACUGUACAAGGUACAUUGCAAACAGGUGAUCGUGUUGAGCAACAAAUUCCAAUCGAUUUCACAGUUCAUACUCAACAAUGUACAUCGUGUACUCGUAGCGCUGCCAAAGAUUACUGGAAUGCCUGCGUUCAAGUUCGUCAAAAGGUUGAUCAUAAAAAAACACUACUGCAUCUAGAACAAGUCAUUCUUCGUUCUGGUAUGAACAAAACUUGUUCAAAUAUUAAACAAGUUUCAGGAGGUAUUGACUUCUUUUUCAGUACUCGUUCACAAGCGGUCACCUUUGUGAAUUUUCUCUCCAAACGUUCCCCUUGCCGCUGUCAAACUGCACAACAUUUAAAAUCUCAUGAUGUAAAUAAUAAUACUUACAAUUAUAAAUAUACAUUUUCUCUGGAGAUUGCACCAGUUUGUAAGAAUGACAUAGUUUGUUUAUCUCGAGCUCAGUCACAAAAAUUGGGUGGUAUAAAUCAAUUGUGCGUUGUUAGCAAAGUUACCGAUGCUAUACACCUGAUUGAUCCUUUUACAUGUCAAGUUUGCUAUGUAGACAGUAAGGCUUAUUUUGCAUCGCCAUUCAUGUCAAUUACAACACAAAAACAUCUUUCAUCAUUUGUUGUACUUGAAAUUGAAGAACAAAGAGAUGAUUGUAGCCAAAUGGGCUCUUCUAGAAAAUCAUAUACUACAUCAAGUACUUCAUAUCCAGUUGGUGCUAAAUUGUCUAAAAAGCAUUCACCAGUCUCUGUAUGGGUAAUGAAAGAUCCAACUAACGAAACAGGUGCAAUUCAACUUGAUAAUGAAUCUGACAGUGGUAUGAUUCAUACUAGAUCACAUCUUGGUCGCAUUUUACAUCCUGGAGACAAAGUACUUGGGUUAGACCUCAGAAAUUGUAAUAUAAACAAUACAGAAUUUGAAAAACUUCCAGAAGAUAAAAUUCCUGACAUUAUACUAGUUUUACGACCUAGUCAGUCGAAGAAUACAGCUGGAGAGAAAAACAAUGGACCAAGUAAACAUAAACGCAUUCGAAAGCAUUCAUUGACUACGGCAGAUUCUGAAUGCGAUACCUCUUCCCAGGUAGUGUGUACAAACUCUUCAUCAUCUGAAGAUGACUAUGUAUCAUUUGACGAGGAGGAUGAGGAUGCGACACUUGAAUUUCCAAUUAUGGAUGUUAAUUUUGAAGUUUAUACAGAUGAUAAUAAUCUGUUAAGUGACAAGAGAGCUCGGACUUGA